This is a messenger RNA of Klebsormidium nitens, 2176 nucleotides long. The record is from the annotation of a GenBank genome assembly. Lineage: Eukaryota; Viridiplantae; Streptophyta; Klebsormidiophyceae; Klebsormidiales; Klebsormidiaceae.
GCUCUUCAAACUUGAAAGUUCAAACCCCAGCGAAUGCAUUUCAAGCUGCCCAAGCCUGCCAAGGCGCAAAACUUCCAAAAGGGACAUCAGGCAUUCAGUACCACCUGGAAGAUCUCAAAAAGCUGUCCUGCAUUCCAUUCUGUCCUCCUGACUCUCCACUUUCAGAUUUCAAGCCCCUCACUUCCAAGCGGUCGCAUUUGCUUGCAGAGCUUUGGAAUUUAGAAGGCGCAGCUUUUCGAGAGGACUCUGCAGAGGGUUCUUGUCUGGAUCCUGCCCGUAAAGCAUAUAGGACUUGUUUUGAGAUCAUUUUGAUGCUGACGUCUCUGCCUACUCGCUUCUCGCAAGUGGUCGUUCCCAGCAACUGUUUUCUGUUAUGCUGACAAUGAGGAGCAGGAAGCAGCAGCAUCAAAACCAUAACUUCCUACGAUCAGUACAAUAAGAAGUGGUGCUCUAAAAUAGUUUGCUACCAUCAUGGGCCCUGUAGAAAGAUUGCCAAGGGUGCGGACAAGGUCAACGAGCAUUGCUAUAGAAGGGGAGGAAAACACAGCGACAGGCAAGAGGCUCAGGGUGAAAGCAGAGGCGCUAUCGACAAGGGGUGCCAUAAAGAAGCGUCCUGCUUUGGCUGAUGUGACAAAUGCUCUUAGUCAAAGGCCUCAAACUCGAGGCAUCUCCAAGGUCCGCAAGGAAGUGACUGCUGAACAACCGGUCUUGUUAAACAGAGAUGUGCACCUUAGAGAGCCAGCAAGAGAGCCGGUAGGGACAGGCCCAGCGUAUGAGUUGCCUAGCAUUGAGCGUGGAGAAGGCCUCAGCCAGUUCUCAGCAACGGUGGUAGCAGCCCUCGAAAGGAGCACAAAGCAGAGUCUAGUGAUAUCUUCAGGAGGGGCAGGUUCUGUCAAAUGCAGGCCACGAUCAAGAGAUGAAGAAGUUGAUCCAUGCAAGAGGUUGGGUUGGUCACAAACCAUCCUCUACAAGGACAUUGAUGCUGAAGUUAAGGACCCUCAGAUGUGCGCCGCUUACGUCACCGACAUAUACGAGCACUUGCGAGAAGCAGAAUUGAAAAGGCGGCCAGCAACGAACUAUAUGGAGACUGUCCAGCAUGACAUCAAUGCAAGCAUGCGAGGAAUCUUGAUUGACUGGCUUGUAGAGGUUGCUGAGGAGUACCGACUAGUACCAGACAGCUUGUAUCUUACAGUGUCGUACAUUGACCGAUACUUGUCACGAAAUCCAGUGCCGCGGAGCAAGCUUCAGCUUGUUGGCGUGACUGCCAUGCUGAUAGCAUCGAAAUAUGAAGAGCUAUAUCCACCGCAAGUGGACGAGUUCUGUUACAUCACUGACAACACGUACAACAGAGCAGAGCUUCUAUUGAUGGAGCGGCACAUGCUGAAUACUCUUCAUUUCGAGCUCAGCAACCCCUCAACCAAGAGCUUUUUGCGGCGCUUCCUACGAGCAGCACAGGCAAAUGUACAGCUUGAGUUCCUGGCCAACUUCCUUGCUGAGCUUAGUCUCCUCGAAUACUCGUUCCUCAAGUACCUCCCCUCGGUCGUCGCUGCCUCAUCAGUCUUCAUUGCCAAGUACACGUUACAACCAGAAAAGUCACCUUGGACACUGACUUUGCAACACUACACCGGAUACAAGCCUUCGGAUCUCAGAGAAUGCGCGGAAGCCCUCCACCAGUUGCAGCUCAACACGAAGGGGUGCAAUCUGCCAGCCACUAGGGAAAAGUACAGGUCCACAAAGUACAAAUGCGUAGCCGCAAUUCCGCCACCUGAGUGGCUCCCUUUGGACCUCUUCAAUGAUGCGGUUCCCUUAGAUCUUCUUUGAGCUCGCAGCCAUGCUGGUUGCAGCCGGGAAGGCUAGAAGGUAUUUGCAUUCUGAGUUGUAGAUCAGCCGAAGUCAAGCCACUGAUGGCCGUUGGUAGAGCUUGAGGCGCACGCACUGGUAUCAAGUGACCUGUCUUACCCUUCGAAUUAAAUCGAUCACAAACAUAAGCACGUUUUUGAACUGAUUGUGGAGGCUUUCGUCCUGUAGCCUGGGCGAACUAGAAAGGUGCAGGUCUGUAGACAGUUUGAUCACUGGGAACGGCAGGUUGAGGUGUAUAUCAAAUCGAAGUACACUCGUAUCCCUCCGGGGGUGUAAUGUAUCAUUUGGUGACAGCCAUAUUGAAAGAGAACGGGAA